This is a messenger RNA of Saimiri boliviensis boliviensis (Bolivian squirrel monkey), 6888 nucleotides long. It is a transcript of the gene AK4, whose product is annotated as adenylate kinase 4. Gene Ontology annotation, cellular component: mitochondrion. NCBI's taxonomy places the organism in Eukaryota, Metazoa, Chordata, Mammalia, Primates, Cebidae. Gene Ontology annotation, biological process: nucleobase-containing compound metabolic process. The record is from RefSeq and is a predicted model, not a curated record. Gene Ontology annotation, molecular function: ATP binding; AMP kinase activity.
UUACGUAAGGCGCGAGUCCCGCGCUGCCGGCCCGGGCUCGGAGACUCGGCGGGCGGAGGCGGCGCCGCCCUGCGGGAAACGGGCUGGAAGCUUCUCAGAGCGCUGCCUCCAGCCAAGGGGCGGCCGGCGAGUCCCAGUGCGAGCGGAGGGUGCCAGAGGUAGGGGGCCGAGAAACAAAGUUCCCGGGGUUCCCUCCCGGGCUGCGGUCUGGGCUGCGCGUUUGGCCGCUCCCCCUCCUCGCGAAGGCAAUGGCUUCCAAACUCCUGCGCGCGGUCAUCCUCGGGCCGCCCGGCUCGGGCAAGGGCACCGUGUGCCAGAGGAUCGCCCAGAACUUUGGUCUCCAGCAUCUCUCCAGCGGCCACUUCUUGCGGGAGAACAUCAAGGCCAACACCGAAGUUGGUGAGAUGGCAAAGCAGUACAUAGAGAAAAGUCUUUUGGUUCCAGACCAUGUGAUCACACGCCUAAUGAUGUCCGAAUUGGAGAACAGGCGUGGCCAGCACUGGCUCCUCGAUGGUUUUCCUAGGACGUUAGGACAAGCGGAAGCCCUGGACAAAAUCUGUGAAGUGGAUCUAGUGAUCAGUUUGAAUAUUCCAUUUGAAACACUUAAAGAUCGUCUCAGCCGUCGUUGGAUUCACCCUCCUAGUGGAAGGGUAUAUAACCUGGAUUUCAAUCCACCUCAUGUACAUGGUAUUGAUGAUGUCACUGGUGAACCAUUAGUCCAGCAGGAGGAUGAUAAACCUGAAGCAGUUGCUGCCCGGCUAAGACAGUACAAAGAUGUGGCAAAGCCAGUCAUUGAAUUAUACAAGAGCCGAGGAGUGCUCCAUCAAUUUUCUGGGACGGAGACGAACAAAAUCUGGCCCUACGUUUACACACUUUUCUCGAACAAGAUCACACCUAUUCAGUCCAAAGAAGCAUAUUGACCCUGCCCAGUGGAAGAACCAGGAAGAUGUGGUCAUUCAUUCGUGCGUGUAGUAUUGGUGCUGUGUCCAAAUUAGAAGCUAGCUGAGGUAGCUUGCAGCAUCUUUUCUAGUUGCAGUGGUGAACUGAUAGGAACACAGUUGAGUAGAAAGUGUUCACGAAGAGGCCCUCCUCUGCCUUUCAAAAAGAAGGUCACCUACACAUGUUUAAGGUGUCUCUGCACGUGUCUCAAGCCCUUCACAAGAAAGCAAGUACAGUGUGGAUUUCAAAUGGGAUGUAACUUCAGCUCCAGCUGAUUAUUGACAGCUGUGUUGUUGCUGUGGUAUCCUUUUUUACACGUGUUGGUGAUGGUCUCUGGUUCUCCCCAACCCCUCAAAGGCUGUUGAACCACAGCACCAAAAAGCCUGAGAAUGAACACGAAGGGCUCGAGCCCAGGCUUUGUCCUAUGAUGUGUGGUGUGUGCCCUCCUGGUGACAGUGAAAUUGAAGCUGCUUACUCACAGUGGUGGUUUCUCUGGUGUUGAGUGACUGUGUCCACAGUUCAUUUUUUCCCAGUAGGAAUAACUGUUUUCUGCAUCCAUACUCCAUAGAGGCACUCCUUUUCAGACAUCCUGAGAUGAAAGAAUUUAGCUUCUGUUCUUUUGUUUGACUUUUUUUUUUUAACAUCUGUUUUCACUCUUAGGCUAUUAAACGAAACAGAUUGUUACUGCUCUUUUCCCUCUCAGAUUCUUCUAAGAACUGAGAGCGAUGGGGCUGUAUUGAAUCUCUAUACACCGGGAACUGAGCUGUGAAGAGGAUCUUAUUAAACUGCUGGUCUGACUUUCAUGGAUUAACACUGUUCCUUUCUUUUAUUGUGGGGAAAAAAAACACAAAAACUGAAAGUUUUGGGAACCCCCUAAAGUUUUCUGGGAAUCUGCAAAUAGCAUGGGAAAUAUAAGUAUUUAGCUACAUAAAUGUUAUAAGGUCAUAUCUUAUGUAUCGAAGUAAAAAGAUCAUUUGGAAUUACUGGACUAACUGAAUAGUUAAGGUUUCUAUUCAGGACAAUAAAAUGUAUUUUGAAAGUGCUGCUAACUAUUGAUGCUGACAGUGUUUCACUCCUGUGAGUGACCCAAGCAUACUAUAAAUAGGUGAAAGGAAUGGAGCCUGUGGGAGCCUGUGGGGUUGAGCAGAAUGUUGUGCUGGCUGCUCCUGGACUGAAUAUAACAGCUUUACAAUUAAAGGAAAACAAAUUUUUUUUUUUUUUUUUUUUUUUUUUUUUUUUUUUUUUUUCCUGUUCCAAAGAUUCAUCCUAUGGAGUGGCCAUAAAGUCUAGAAUUAGAUAAGAAUAUUUUGUCAUUCAUUAUAACAUAAUGUCAAUAAACCAUUUGUUAAAGGAUUUGCCUUGUUUCCAGACUUGGUGGCCACCUUGAAUAAUUUUUGCUGUCCUCUGGGAAGGAUGAUGAAAUUUAUUCCUGCUGCCUUAAAAAUAUGUAUCCCCUCUUCAUGCAUCAUGACUGUCCCCAGCGAGUGUCCUUUACUAUUCCUGGAAGUGACUUCUGUAACUUUUCAUACUGGUGAGAAGAAAAGAAGCCUAUUUUAGCACUUCGAUGGUGUCGAAACACAUUACUUACUUUCUGAAGAUGCUCCGGUGAAUCCCCUGUCAAUUCACUGCCAUAUGUAAUCUGUAUGAUAAUCCAUCUUCUAGGUACUGGCCAAACUCUUGCCAGCUCCUCUCCCAUUGUCACUUCGUGUGAAUAUUUUUUGGCUACCUUAGUGGAAAUAUAGACCAGUCUCCUCCCCAUCCUCUCAAACAUAAUGACAUUGUUUACUUUUUAGGUUUAUGUAGUAAAGAUGCCCAGUCAGGUCUAUGAAUCGUCAGUGCGUUCUAUUGACUCUUGAGCACUUUAGAAUUUAGAGUUGUAAUUGAAUGCUAGUUUGUGGAGAUGGGGUGCAUAUCAGAUAUGGAGGUAAAAGCUCAGGUUUUCUGGGGAACCAGGAAUAGAGAAAAAUAAGUUUGACAUGAGGAAAACUGCACGAUUUAGAGUAAGUCUGCCAUAGAGAAAAUUUCCACAAACUGGGAAAUGUAGAGAGUUAUUCUAUAGAAUAAUCAAAAGAGGAAAGUCUGUGCUUUUUUGGAAACAGAAGUCUUCCAAAUUCUUUCUUCACUUCCCAUGUUUAGGUGACCCUCCAGUGUGAUCAUUGCCUUUGGAGUUUGGGAGAGGUAUGGGAAAUGGCUGAUCUGUUUCCGUACUUCACUCCACCCAUCCUUCCCUCCCGCUUCUCCUCCAGCUAAAUGGACAAUUCUAGCCAACAUCGAGUCACUCAGUAAGUCUCAACAGUGAGUGUGUUUGCUGAGAUUGUCCAGCAGUUGAGCAGUUUGAUCUCACCUCCCUCGCUAGGCAAGACCAAAAAAAGACAAAUAUCUUUCCCAUGAUCUUUGAAACAUAAUGCUUAUUUCAUGGUCAAUGGCCUUUUAAAAAAAUCUAUUUCUGGUUUUCUUCAACAAACUCACUAGUUUUCUCUUACAUGAUUUUGUAAAACUUAAGGUUAUCUUGAAAAUGUUUUGCCAAAAGUAAAAUUAAAGGAAUAUCUUUCCUUGUUUUUUUUUUUUUUUUUUUUUCCUACUGCCACACAUGACCAUUCCUUCACCAUUAAGCAAGGCGAGUGGUUGAAAUGGUUUCUGAGGUGCCAACCUGACUUUGCAUUCUGUCAUUUUACCCAGCUCUUAAUUCAGUUUGCUUCCAUUAUCCUAACAGGCUUUUUACUUAGAACUUGGAAAUGCUGCUGUGUUUAAUACCCUCCAACACUAAUGCAGACUUAAGAUAGGUACUGUUUAUUGAACACCUACUGAGUAAAAUGUGCGGUUUUAAGACCUUUAUAAACAUCUCAUUUAAUCUUUCCAGCAUCCUAUGAAACAGCCAUGAUUUCAUGUUGAUAAACAAGACAGGGGUCCCAGGGAUGUGAAGCAUCUUGCCCAGGCUUCUGCAGCUGAUGACCAGUGUAGCCAGGAUUCCAGCCCAGGUUUUCCUGACUCCGAAGACUGAACUUGUUCCUGGAUGUUAUUAAUAGCUACUUGUGUCCAAGCAACCAAGGGCCUUGAGUCUGCUCGGUUCUGCUUGUGGCCUCACAUCAAGAAUAACAUAGCUAGUCUAGGUAUGGUAGCCAUGCCUGUAGUCCCAGUGCUUUGGGAGGCCAUGAUGGGAAGAUUGUCAGAAGUUCAAGACCAGCCUGAGCAAUAUCACAAGACUCCAUCUUUACAGAAAAAUUAAAAAUUAGCCAGGCCUGGUGGUGUACACUUGUAGUCCUAGUUACUCAGGAGACUGAGGCAGGAGGAUUGCUUGAUCCUAGGAGUUCGAGGCUGCAGUGAGCUAUGAUUGCACCUCUGCACCCCAGCCUAGGCGACACAGUGAGACCCUGCUCUCUUUAAAAAAGAAAGUAGCAGAGCUGGAGCUCACCAAAGUGAUGUUCACCUUUUUGUGAUUUUCCUUUUUUUCUUCUUUUGCUUAAGCAAAGAAAGCUGCUAGAGGGGAGUCUUAGUCUUCCUGCCUAAGACCUCCUUUAUGAAUAGAAUAAAAGGCUGUCAGAGUAGGCUGGGCUCGGGUCCAGGCUAAUCUGUGAAGGAAGCAAGCUCCUGUUCCUUAUCUACACUUUGGACGUCCACUGGGUCAUGCCCCUGAAGUGGUCUUUACCCUUGAGCCAUCCCCAGCCAUGGUGCCCACACAUAGGCUUUCGAGCUCCUUGGAGCUAUCCAGAACCCUGCUUACUCUUCUUUCCUGGGAUCAGAACAAAUCACCCCCUUACUCCUACUCCAAACAAGGUCUUGAUGAUAAAUGAAUCCUCAAAGUGCUGGUAGGUAAACAAACGAUGGAGCAUCGAACACAGGUUAACUCCUGACUUUUGUGCAAUUGUUUCUCGAUUCCAUUACACAUUAACAUGACUCUGAAUGCCAAAUCCAAAUCUUUGCCCAUCGUCUACUUGUCGUGCAACAGUUGAGGCAGUAACCAGGGGAGAUUAACUUCCUGUCUUGUCCAUCCCCAGGGAUUACUCCCCUGCUGCCCUCUAGCAGCCAAGCUCAGAUGAGCUCUGUUGUUACCCUAGGUGUGCCUGUCUCUGGUAGGGAAGGAGAAAGUUAAGAAUAGCCAUUAAUGAAGAAGGAUUCUUGGAGAGAGGUGCUGCUGUGGUUUUUCCUGCUGCUUAAGAUGUUGAGACAGGAUAACUUAGAAAGAUGCCUGCACAAACCCAUAAACAGUGCUUUUAUACAAUUUAGUUCACCAGUACCCGAGUUCAGCAUUUGACAUUAGCUUUUUGUCUAAUGAGUUUAAGCCUGCUGGAGGUCUUUGCUCAAAUAACAAAUACCGCCUACUUCCAAAUGUGUUCAGGUAGAGGCAGUAGGUAGUUUGUUUACUCCAUGUUAGGUACAUUACAUGCAUUGGCUAAUCAAAUCCUUAUCAGUUACCUAUGUAAUAAUCUCAAUUGCCUCCUAGUUUUAUAAGUGGAAAUAAUCCUGUUUAUUUAAACAUGUUUUCAUGUACCUAUAGGGAUUAGGAAAUUCAAAGAGCCUUUUUUCUACCUUUCCCUAGUUUGAGCUCCCUGUUCUCAUUAACAGAUAAAACAACAUAUUUACUUCAGCCUGGAAUCUUUUAUUUUUGGUGCUUCAGUGCAGAGACAGGAAACAGGCCCUUAGUCACACUGGUAGUUGCCCACUGUACCUACAGAGGGCAUAUCUCAUCUGUGUUCUGCUGGGUUAUAGGACUUCACCUGAGAAUUCUGUUGAUUACCGUUCACUUAGUUUCUUUACUUUCUACAGUUGAUUUUGCUAGAGAGGCAGUUCGUAAGGUGAGGUCCUGUUCAUAGUAUGACUUGCUUUCUCACUGUCCCCUUCCAUUUUUAGUAACUCUGGUCUAUUUGAUGUCUUAAACAAAAGAACCUGGUAAUGGAGACUUUUAAUAUGGUAAUGUGGUCUGGUAAUAAGUUACUCCUUUCCAGAUGUAAGUGACCCAGUCUGGUUUCCGGAUAAGAAGUGUGCAAGCCUCAGAUGUUGAGAAGCUGUAUUUCAACUAUGAAAAAAAUCUGCUUCCUGAGUCUGUUGAAAUAUAAUUGUUCAUACUUGCCAUCCCUUAUCUUUCUUGUAACAAUUUGCACAGUUCUUGCCAGAAUAAAUGCCAUUAUCUGUAUGCUUCAGGGAAUUCCCCAAUUUGAUCAGUGAGGUGGGUGUGUAUGUGUGACUCAGUAAAACACUUAUAAAGGGUGAAAGCUCUUGUAUGGCAUAGAUGUGAAUUCCUUCCUCUGGAAAUAAUUAGGUUAUUCCCGGAAACGCAAUGUCAUUCUUUAAAUAAAAGCUUUCCUGUUUAAAGCUUUUCAAAGGAGCAGACCACCUUGAAGAUUCCCCUUAGGGUUGAUAUGUGUCUAAUUCAUUUUAUAAAAUUAUUCUUGUCUUCAUUUUAAAGCUUUGGCUGUAUAGUCAGAAAUGUUCUAAAUAACAAACUAUUUUGUAUUUAAUUUAGAGAAGAGUAAAGGGAAGAAAAAUGAAAACUCCGUUUUUAUGUAAGCUCCAAGGAUAUUAGGGCUUAGAGGGCUUUUCUAGUUUUAUGAGAAUUUGUACUACUGAUUUUUAUAUAUUCUUGUUUUUGAGAUGAGCAGAUCUCUGGGGAAAUUGUUGAGUUACAAUGGCAUUUCACUGUGAUCCCUCUCAAGCUCAGAUCAGUUCUGUAACCCAGUGAUGACCUGUCUCUUUGGUUUACUGUCCUGUGAAAUGUCUGCUCAAGUUUCCCAGAAGUCGUGUGUUUAUGAUGAGUCAGAGUGCUUUUCCUUGGUGGGACAGUUGUUGGCCCUCUUAAUUUUGGUGUAUGUGCUUCAAAGUAUCUAAAUCUCCAGUCUGAUCUGUAUAUGCUAUCCUAACUGUUAAUUUUAUUAUUGAUUAUUUUGAUUACCUUGCUUGAAGGUUCAUACUUCUCAAUUGGAUAGAAAUAAAGAUUUUUUUCUGCUUAUAACU